Molecule: messenger RNA, 608 nt
Organism: Gryllus bimaculatus (two-spotted cricket)
Lineage: Eukaryota; Metazoa; Arthropoda; Insecta; Orthoptera; Gryllidae
Source: the annotation of a GenBank genome assembly
AUGGAAAUAGGACCGUUCAGUGGAGGCGACCGGGAAAAGACAGAAACUGUGAGGGGUGGAUGUGGUGGAUUGAAUAAACCCACCCGUAAUGCCGUUCCUAUAGACGGCCAUGAUGAGCUGGAAAGAGAAAAUCGUGUGCGUGGAAUGGAGCGCGAGAAUUCAUUGAACGCAUUGGUGACUGCAGCACGAGCUUCCAUCAUGCUGUGAAGAUAUUCUGAGGGAAUGUAGUUAAAAUGUAGAAAUUGACUUAAGCAAAUAUUUUAACAUUGUGUAAAAAUGGUUUCAGAUUUCAAAAUGCUAAACUGUUUUCUUAAUUUUAAUGCGAAAGUUUGUGGCAAUGAAAGUGAGAGAAUUUUUCAUUUCAACAAAGUAAUGCGAAUAUGUCAUUAAACUCAAUGUACGAAGCAGGUAUUAGUAGUAAUAACUGAAGAAAGCAGAUGUUUUAAGAAAUAUGAAACUACUCUAAUAUUUAAAUACCUGGUGCACCAGUUUUAUUUUUAGAACAAGUUUAAGAGAAUGGUUUUAAAAUGCAAGAUGUUGUUUUGAAUCUUGUCAUUAACUUAAUUGAAUUUGAACUUUGUAAUAAAUUUUGAGGUGGAAAGGCGAAG